Macrobrachium nipponense is the source of this 900-nucleotide messenger RNA. RefSeq lists its product as uncharacterized. The record is from RefSeq and is a predicted model, not a curated record. The transcript is spliced from 4 exons. NCBI's taxonomy places the organism in Eukaryota, Metazoa, Arthropoda, Malacostraca, Decapoda, Palaemonidae. Bases 1 to 900 code for a protein of 299 amino acids.
AUGUCGUCCUAUUUCUCCAUAAAGAAAACAAAGAAGCAUCAAGGAAAAUCAUUGUCAAUGUCUACUGCCCACAGACACAGAAGUGAGCAGCAGAGUUUGCAGCUGCAGGCAGCAUCUGCGAUGACAUCGUCACAUCAAGUAAAAAGGACACAAGGAGGAAACACUGUUUUGGGGUCCGUCCUGCUUUCGCGAGCGAAGAAAACAUCCCACAACCUCAUUAUUCAGACUCUGAAGUCUACUGCUGAUAACAACAUUUGUACAGCGGUUGAGCUUUUGAUGUAUCUAAGUGACUGGCACAACUUCCAGGACAGGAAAGGAGGGGGAGGAGGAGGAGGAGGAGGAGGAGGGGAGGAGGACCAGGUUUUGCCUCCAGUGGAUAAUUACGUAAAACUGGACAUUAAGGAUGACGGAUCCGAAGACUUGGAGGUCCUGAGGAGGUUGAGGCUCUUUUCUCUCGCGACUCCACCAAAGGAAUUACUGAGAUUCGUCUACUACAUGAGGUCUGCUCCUCGCGCCGCCCAGGUUAUCAACAGGACUUUGUUUCCAACAACCAGGGAAGAAGAAGGGGGAGGAGGCACCACUCAUUUAUGGGUUCGCUUAGAAAAAGGUUCUCCUGCUGACAUAACGCUCUUACUGCGGUCGCUGACUGUUCCUCCUGCUCCGCCUCUGAGGCGAAUAGGGAUUCUCUUGCCUGGUGGUCCGAAGAUUGGAGACGAUGAUGUGGAAGAAUGGAAGCAACUCUGCAAAAACAAAGGAGUGAAAUACUUAUGCGUUGUCAGUGCUCCACAUGAGGUUAUGGUGAGUGCUGAUAGUGAAGCAGAAGAAGAAGAAGAAGAAGAGGAAGAAGAAGAACAACAACAACAAGGAGCAGAGAAGAGAAAAGGGAGGAAGGAGAGAUGA